Clunio marinus is the source of this 192-nucleotide messenger RNA. Lineage: Eukaryota; Metazoa; Arthropoda; Insecta; Diptera; Chironomidae. The record is from the annotation of a GenBank genome assembly.
AUGGUAUUAGCACGAGAAAAAAAUCUUUGCUUCGGACUAUUAUCACAUGUUGAAAUGCCCAGAUGCCAUCUGAUAUUCACAACCUUUCAUAUAUUUGAUGCCAAUGUAGAGAAAAUCGUAAAAGGCUAUUCAAAGAACUUCAGGUAUUCAUCCACAUUAUUCAAUUUUACUUAUUACAGCGGUAGUCUUUAG